Prorocentrum cordatum is the source of this 1422-nucleotide messenger RNA. The record is from the annotation of a GenBank genome assembly. Lineage: Eukaryota; Dinophyceae; Prorocentrales; Prorocentraceae.
UCUUCCCGCGUCUUCUGCGCCAGGUGGGGUCCCCGGGCGGGCGGGCAUUCGCUCCAUGCUGCCUGCCGCUCUGCGUGGCCGCCGUCCUCGCAGGCGCCGCCUGCGUGCACCUCGCGCGGACCCGGCCGGUGCCGCUGGGGCCGCUGGGGCCCUGGCUCCGGGCGGGGGCGGGGCCGCCGCCAGCGCCCGCGUUCGUGGAGGCGCCCCCGGCGCGGGAGGGCCCGCAGGGCGUCGCCCUGCAGCUGGCGGAGCGGCCGCCCGGCGUCGGAGUCAGCUCGACGGCCGAGGCCGUGUGCUCGUUCGGGGACGGCCUGUGGCAGGAGUACGCGGGCCUGCACCGCCGGCAGCGCGCCGAGCUGGAGCAGGGCCGGCCAGGUAGGGCAUUGCUGUGGCACUGCCUGGACGCGGAGACGUGCAACGGCCUCGCGGACGAGAUGAAGGGCCUCGCGUCGGCCCUGUACAUUGCCAUGCUGACCGGCCGCGCCCUCUUCCUGCAGUGGGAGCGGCACGGGCAGGACCUGGCGGCGCUGCUGGGGCCCUCUGGCAGGAUAGACUGGCGCCCCCCCGGCGAGCUGCCCAGCUCCUGCGCCCCGCUGCGGCGCAACGAGUCCUCCCUCCUGCUGCUCGGCCGCGACCUGGCGCAGCUGGUGCUGGAGAACUCGGCCGCGGACUGCCUCAGCGUUCAGGCGAAUGGCAACCCGCGCGUCCUGCAGAGCGCCCUGGAGUCGGGCGAGGCGUGGGUGCCCGCCGACGUCCGUUCGGCCACCCACGCCCUGGGCGAGCUGCUGCCGCGGUUCUACAUGGUGGGCUGCGCGAUGAACUUCCUCUUCUCCUUCACGCCCGCCUACAGCAGCCUCGCGGAGCACGUGCAUGUGCUGCUCUCCCCGGGCCUGGGCGCGGUCCCGGCGCGCUUCGUGGCCGUGCACCUGCGUUUCGGGGACCAGGGCAUGCAGGGCAGCGACAGCCCGAAUUCGGAGAUGGUGCAGGAGGCGCUGGCCUGCGCCGCCCAGCUCGCGCUCGAGGUGCUCGGCCCCGCGGGCGGCUGGGGGAUCUUCUUCACCUCCGACUCUGCCGCCGCGCGCCGCGAGGCGCUGCAGAGCACGUCGCUGCUGCCGCUGUUCGAGACUGCGGACGACCCGCUCCACAUCAACGAUGUCGGCGGCGCAGACGCCAGCCUGCUGUGGAGGACUCUCGGCGACUUCCUGGUGCUCGCGAGGGCAGAGGGUCUGGUCCAGUGCUGGGACGCGGCGCGCCGCUGCGGCUUCAGCCCCUACGGGCACAGCGGCUUCAGCCUCGUGGCUGCGCAGCAGGAGUUCAUGCCCGUGGACAGGUACAGCGAGGUGACCUCCGACGGCUGCUCCAGGCACGAGCUCUACGACUUCUGAUGCGAGCGGCGGCCCAAAGCUGGCAGUCCCGGCAUGA